This is a messenger RNA of Planococcus citri (citrus mealybug), 9230 nucleotides long. RefSeq names its product octopamine receptor beta-1R-like. The coding region runs from base 1639 to 3147 and encodes 502 amino acids. Gene Ontology annotation, cellular component: plasma membrane. The record is from RefSeq and is a predicted model, not a curated record. Lineage: Eukaryota; Metazoa; Arthropoda; Insecta; Hemiptera; Pseudococcidae. Gene Ontology annotation, biological process: adenylate cyclase-activating adrenergic receptor signaling pathway. The transcript has 7 exons. Gene Ontology annotation, molecular function: octopamine receptor activity.
UCGUACUCGUACGUUUACGUACAUACUGCGUAAGGAGCCAGAGUGUGUGAUUGACGGGUUACCGUACAGUAUACAGUGUACAACUGUACAACUAUAGGUAGACUAGCGUGCUGGUGUACCUACUAAUGUACUACCUAGUGUACUAGUACUCGUACUCGUAUUCGCAUCGCGUUCAUUGAGCGUCAAAGCAGUAGUUGCGCGUAUUCGUUGCUAGACAGAUCGAGUUUUAUCGUUUCGAAAAAUUCUACUGUAAUCUCGACGAAUAUUUUAUUAGCCGUAGCUGUGUGUUUUUUUUUACGAUUUUCCUAUGUGUUGUUUUCGUAAUCGAGUCUCGUUGUUAUUUCGCGAUCGCGAUCGUGAUCGUAAUUUCGAUCUCGUAUCCAUCGAGUGCGACUACCAGUGAAAAAAAAAAAGGUUUGCCUGAUCGGUGCGAUGUGGUACGGUACCACGGUACGGUACGGUAUGGUGUGGUGUAGUGCGGCGAGUACCGAAUCAAUUGUCGUUUAGCGUCGCGUCGCUUCAUCAUUUCGUUUAUUAGACCGAGUUUACCUAUUUUUGGAAUUUGGAUUAGUGAUUAGUGGGCUUCUGUCGUUUGAAUUUUCAAUACCCUGGAAAGAUAAAAAAAAAAUUGGUGAGUGUUUACCAUGUAUUGCAGACGUGUAUGUAUUUAUAUUCUGGACAGAAACUUGAAAUUUCAACUCGACUGGUCUUCAUUCAUGUUGAAAAUGCUAACUGCUGCAAAUAAAUAACGUUCAGAAACACUUGAAAAUCAACGUAUCCGCCAAAAUGAUGUACGAUUUGCAACAAAAUGACGAAUGCAUUGUUAACACGAGCAUUAGCAGCGAUUGUAGGACCAGUGUUGGCAUCAACCACAGCAAUACUCGUAGUUUAUACCAUACGACCAGAUUAAGCGACUACAUCAGCUAUUGCAGCAGUAAUACUUGCAGUAACGAUAGCAGCGUCAUCAGCAGUCAUCGUAGCAGUAGCAGCAGCAGCAUCAGUAGUAAUUGCAGCAUCGCCACCGCUCAACAUAGCCUCUAUGCGUUUUGAGAAGUGGCCGAAAUACGUGUGGUUGCGUCGCGUCGUUUGACCAAUGAUCGCGUUAUCGAGGACGAAAAAUUAUCGCAAAAUGAAAGAGAAAAAUAAAUUGAUAAAUCGAUAAGACGAUAAUACGCGAAUACGUAUUAUACGCGGCUAUUCGUAGAUUACCGUGCGGUACAUUAGCGUUAGGUAUAUACGUGCUCGAAUUUUACGGUAACCUAUACGAGUAAGUGAAAACUGCCAGCGUCGUAGCUCUAGCUGCCUGAUAGUUUGCCAACUUCUACAUAUACCUAUAUUUUUUUGAUUUUUAUAUCGUUCGUUUGUACAUAUGUGUGACUGUGCCUGUGCCUGUGCCUAUAGUACUUCGAUAUAGGUCUUAGGUACUCGUACGCGUAUGUACAAGCAGCAUUCUACGAAAUCUCUCGACGUAACGCGUUUUCGCUCGAGAACUACGUAGGUAAAAUAGAUACAUACUUAGAUAGGCUAAGGCAUAGAGCUUGGUACUUGCCCCGAGCCUAGCUAUAUACCCUAUGUACCUGUACCUGUGCCUGCGCCUGUGCCUGGUGCCACAGUGUAUGGCCGCGGCAGUGGCGUAAAAUGACUGCCAAUCUCACAUCGAAUUUCAACGAACUGAGCAAGAAAUUCAACUACUACGCCACCUCGACGAGUAUGAACGAAACGUUGACGACGGCUUCAGCGUCGGCGGCGUCCGCGUCCGCGUCCGCUUCGACGUUGUACAACGACCCGACGAGCAAAUCCAUCACCGGUUUCUAUACCGGAACGCAGGACCAGCUCGAGGCGGACGACGUCAUCAAUUGCAUAUUAUUUCUAUUAAAAGGCGUCAUAAUGAUAUUUAUUAUAGUGGCCGCUCUACUCGGAAAUUUAUUAGUUAUCGUUAGCGUUAUGAGGCAUCCGAAAUUACGCGUAAUUACCAAUUAUUUCGUGGUGUCGUUGGCGUUGGCCGAUAUGCUAGUCGCGAUUUGCGCCAUGAGUUUCAACGCGAGCGUCGAAUUCACCGGCCAGUGGUUUUUCGGCAUUUUUAUGUGCGACGUUUGGAAUUCGUUGGACGUUUAUUUUUCUACAGUAUCCAUUUUUCAUUUAUGUUGUAUUAGUGUCGAUAGGUAUUACGCGAUCGUGCAGCCGCUAGACUACCCAUUAAUCAUGACAAAAAGCCGUCUGGUGAUAAUGCUGUUAGUAGUGUGGUGUUCGCCGGGCACGGUUUCAUUUCUUCCUAUAUUUAUGGGUUGGUACUCGACUGAGAAACAUUUACAAUACCAAAAAGCUAAUCCGGAGGUAUGCGUCUUCCAAGUGAAUCGUAUCUACGCUGCGAUCUCGUCUAGCGUUUCAUUCUGGGUACCGGGAAUUAUAAUGAUAUUCAUGUACUACAGAAUUUACAUAGAAGCAGAUCGCCAAGAACGUAUGCUGUACAGGUAUAAAUCAUGGGCGUCCCAAGAGAACCUUGGAUCCAGCAUAUCACCCAGAAGCAAAGUGGCGACGGCGUUGUUGAAUCGGCAUUUACAAAUUAACGGAAUCAGCGCGGCCAGUUUAGGAGCCCUUCAGCCGCCGGAAAUCGGCAGCAAAAGCAUCGUUGAACACGAUCCCGAUUCGAAUGCGUUGCGACCCACGCCCAAUAUGAGUAAAAUGAAACGCGAACGAAAGGCAGCUCGUACCUUGGGAAUCAUUAUGAGCGCUUUUCUAGCUUGCUGGUUACCGUUUUUCGUUUGGUACGUAACGUCGUCGGUCUGUGGUUCGGCAUGCGAUUGGCCGAGAUCGUUGAUGGUGAUUGUAUUCUGGAUCGGAUACUUCAAUUCCGCUUUAAAUCCGAUUAUUUACGCUUACUUCAAUCGGGAAUUUAGAGCGGCUUUCAAAAAAACAUUGCAAUAUUGCUGUUCGAACAUAAUGCGCUGGAUUCCAAUUAGACGGCGGCGCGGUAAUACUCAAAGCGUGGUGUUUCGUAACAAUCGAAACCAAGAGCAAGCCUAUGUACAUAGUAAUCAAUCUUCGUUAAUCGAAUCGCAGCAUUAUUCCAUUAAUAAAACCAACGAUAUUUGCUGCAAAUCCAAAGAAGAUAUCGAACUGCAUACCGAAGUUGAAGAUGCAAUUUAACCUAGGCUAUAAGCCGUAAGCCCUAAUUUACCCAUUUUUGUACAAAACGUAAUAAAUACUUACUUAAUGUAAGAUGAUAGGUAAUACGUUUAUGUCUUACACGUACGAGUAUUUAUGGAAUGAGUAGGGUCAGUAGUUUGCCAAAUAACGAAUUAAGUAGGUAGGUAGGUGGGUAAUUUUUUAUUAUGUCAUCAUUCCUAGAUUUCAGUACCUAGGUACAUAUUGGGAAGAAUCAUUGAAAAAAUUCUUCGAAUCGCGAAUCGUUAUAAAUACUUUUGAUUUUAAAAUUUAUGCAAAUUCUUCGCUUUUUCGAAUUGAUUGCAUGACUCGAUUUCAAAAUGAAAAAUGAAAUAAAUCAUCUACUAACUAAUACCUAAAAUAAAUCACCAGAAAAUAUACCAUACCUAGAAAUGAGAGAACUUUCUAAAAUAUUUACCUACCUAUUUUUGUUUUUCCAAUAGGAUAACAUCAAGACGUAGAGGAGAAGGUACAAUUAUGGACCCCCCCCCUGGUUUAGUGUACAACUACUAGCGCUACGGUCAUGCUGCGUACUAAAAAUUAUACUAGUAGUAGUGUAUGUAGUAUCCAUGAUCCAAGUACUUAUUUUGGAUCCAUGCCAUCGACCUUUUAUUCUCCUCAUCUGGACCGCGAUUUGAAGGGUUCAUUUUGAUGCAAACCUCCCAAAUCGAGUUUGUAAAGAAUGCCUCUGAGCAUUGCGCGAACUCGUCUCUUACCUUACCCCACUUACCAAGCGUACGAUCAUAAUCGCAUGUGGAAGGUGGUUAUCUCCUUCCACACGCGAUCAUGAUGGAUUAGGACCAUACGUGCGGUAAGUGGGGUAAGGUAAAAGACGAGUUCGCGCAAUGCGCAGAGGCAUUCUUUACAAACUCGAUUUGGGAGGUUUGCAUCAGAUAUUUGCUUGAAUUCCGAUUGGAAUCGCUGUCCAGAUAGGGAAUAAAAGGUCGAUGAUCCAUGCAUACUUGGGUGUCUCUCAUCAGCAAUUGUUUUUUUUUGCGCAUUAUUUUCUUCCCAGUGGAAAAUUUUACAAGUUUUUCAUUCGGUAAUUCAUAUCAACUUCAAAUAAAGUAUGGAAAGAAAAUUAUUAGCAAAGUACUUAGCUUACAAUGAGUACUUUCAAAAUAUACUUUCAUAUUUGUCUUUACUUCAACUGAUUUUCAUAAUUUUUUUCAUUUUUCAUAAACUGAGCCGAUUUUUUGCAUGGGUAUAAAUAUGGACCCCUAAAUUUUUUUACCUAAUUUUUGAUUCAAUAAUUUUUAGAAUGUUGAGAAACCCACGUAGCACUGAUGAAAUCGUCAGUGGCCUCGACAAAAGUAUCGACAUGAUUUUACAUGAUUGUUGAUUGAAAAAAGUCCAAACAUUAUCCACAGAGGGGUUAAUCUAACUACAUGUAAGAUGAUUGAUUAAAAAUUGACACUUUUUUCAAAAACUAUGAGUCGUCAUUGCUGUCUACAUUUGUAUCUACAGUCAUGUGUCAUGUGUAAGAUUUCAAGGUAUUGUAGUGAUACCUCUGUAGACCCAUGAUUGAUAUCGAAAUUCAGGUUGUCUUGUCGAUCCGAAGUUGAUGUCGACUAAUAAGAUAGACAAACGCAUCUACAAAAUUUUGAUUUUGUAUAGUUACUUUUGUCGAUCUAAUAAUUGUCAUAAACAUUGGCAUCGGCAAGAUGACCUGAAUUUCUAUAUCAAUUAUAGGGUCUACAAAAGUAUCUACCCACUUGACAAUAGAUUCGCUGAUAAAAAAAGCCAGUGUAAAAGCCGGCUCAAAUAUGACAGUAAAUUUGCCAUUAAAAAAACGCCAGGAAAAAAUUGGCUGCUUUUUAAAUACCUAAUGCAUUAAAUCGCUGAAUAAAAACCUGAAAUCUACAAAAAAUUUCCAGUCCAAGCGGGGAUCGAAUCCAGGACUCCCGCUUGACAAUCCAUUGCUCUAACCACGCAGCUAUCAUUGCAAGAUGAAUAUUUCUGUUUUCAAGCGGUAUACAUGUACCGCACUUUGUACUUUUAUUCAAUUUUUUAAAAGGAAGUUGUGAAAACCCAUUGCGCAUGUGCACUAAAAUCGGUGAAUAAAAAACAGCUGAUUUGUGAGAACCGGCAGUUCGGCAAAUAAAAAAUUCUGCCAUUCGCUGGUCAAAAACGGCUGUUUAAAUGGCUGUUUUUAUAAAAAAAAGUAGCUUUUUCUAACCGGCGUUUUUUCCACGGAAAAUUUACUGUCAUUUUUGCGCGCCUAUUAAAUGGCAAAUUUACAAAAAUCAACCGGCAUUUCGGCUUAACCGGCAAAUCUCUUGUCAAGUGGGUACAAAAUGUUGUCAUCGAGUAGAUACUUCUGUAGAUCUUGUAAUCGACGGCUGAUGUCGAUUACAAGAUCUAGAAAAUAUUUUUAGAAAUUUCGAAGUGUUGCCGACUCAUUUGUCGAUAUCAGAGCUGACAAAAUACAAUAAGAAAAAUUUUCCAAGUCCAAAAUAAGAUGGACUGAAUAUUCUUUUAAGGCCUCUCCACUCAACAGCAGCAAUGGUCUAGUGGUUAGAGAACGUGGCAGAAGUAAAUGGCAACCUAGGUUUGAUCCCUAUCCAGGGCAACUUUUUUUCUUUCAAAAACAUUUUUUAGGGUGAAAAUACUUUUGAGAAUAAUUUUACUUGAAUCAAAAAAAGAGUUUUGGGCACAUUUUACACAUUUUUCGAUCAAAAUUUACUUCUUUUAGACUCAAAAAAAUGACACCUAUGUUCGAGACAUUGUCAAGACAAAAAAUGGAGGGAGACACAGUCGAUUUUGAUAUCAACUUCUCACUCGUCAUUUAUCGACAUUGGUGUCAACAAAUGUCGUGUCGACAAGUGACGGAUUAGAGAUCUCGUCUUUUCCAUCAACUUUGGCAUCGCUUGUGCUACGCAGGAAGUGUUAUUAACAAAGAAGACAAGUCCGAAGUGUCAAAAAUGAGACCAUGAUUUUUUCAUUUUUCAUCAACUUAGCCAAUUUUUUGCAUGGGUAUAAAUAUGGACCCGUAAAUUUUUUUUCAUCUAAUUUUGAUUCAAUGGUUUUUAGAAUACCGAGAAAAGAAGACAAGUCCAAAGCAUCAAAAAACAUCUUUAAAUAAAUUUUUGUACAAUUUUCUGAAAUUUUUAUUCAUUUUUUGAGGGGGUCCAUACAGGGUGGACAGAAAUAUCGGGUACCCCUAAGAAAGUUUUUCAUUAAAAAUAUAGGUUGGCAACGUGAAAUAGAUGCAUAUGAUUGGUGAAAUGUUAUCUAUCCAGUCUAACAACCAAUCAUGUGCUACCAUUAUUAUCAUUCACUGUGACCAACCGAAGUAUUUAGCAGAAAACUUUUUUAGGGGUACCCGAUAUUUCUGUCCACCCAUUUGUACCCGAGUCCAUAUUUGUACCACUUUAUGUCACUUUUCUAAAUUUUAAAUUUCUCCGUGGGUUUUCAACAAAAAAAUUUUUUACACAAUGUACUAGAGUCUUUACUCUUUAACCUUUUGAAUGGUAUAUUCGAAAAAAAAAAUUUGAUAAUUUUUUCUACCCUUUAAAGCCGAAAAGCUAGAGGGGGUCCAUAUUUGUACUUUCUCCUCUAAUACUAACCUAAGUAACAAUACUCAGAAAGUAAGAAUAUCAUCUUUAUUUUGUUUUUACCUUUUACUGCUGAUGAUGAGGUUUCUCUGUAACAUUUUCUCAAGUUGCUUUUGAUCAAUAAGUUUAACAAAAUUGAACGUAUAAUGAUCCAAAUCAAUUAUCGAAAACAAAAUUUAAAAAAACAAAACAGAGAAAUUUUCUCAAAAAUGAUUUGAAAUUGGGAAUCAUUGAUGAAAACAAUGGAUGAAACUACAUGCGUACUGCUAUUGGAAUUCUAUAUACGUAUAAGUCCAGUUCUAUCAUCUAGAAACCACUGACCCUACAUGGUCCUACCUACGUACUACUUAUAUGACACAAAAAACGUGUACCUGUAGGCAGUAUACCUACCUACGAGAUUGUAUGUAUUAAUUACCUAUUACUACCCUUUGUACCAUUGCAUUGUACCUAAACCUGUAAUUAUGUAUGUAUAUGUACGUAUCUAUGUUUCUCGUUUUUGUUUUUGUUUUUGUUUUAGUCUUCUUUUCCUUUCCUUACUCUUCCUUUCUUCUCCUUUCUAUAUAUUUGUUUUCAUAUCUUUUUUCUUUUCUGUUCUUUCAUUUUGGAAAAUCGUGUGUACGUGAACUGAGUAUUAGAGGGUAGAAGCACAAGUUUCAACGUUAUUCUGCGUGAUAAACUACGAUGAUCUCAAUAUUUUAUACGGUAUAUUUUAGGAAAAAUAUAUAAUUGAACGACAAAAAAGCUGGUUUGCACGACAAUCGCCCGGCCCGGAUGAUUAAAGUUGAUACAGGUACCUAUCGUAUUUCUAUCAACAGCAAUAAUUUUAGGAACAAACAGCUAAUUUUUCACACUUAAUGAUAACCUUUUGCCAACAAAAUAGACUACCUAUUUGAAUAUCAAAGAAAAUUGCUUUCAAAGGUACCUUAUUGGACAAAUAGUAAUGAAUGGAGAGGUCGAGUUGAACUCUGCUUCUGAAUCCUGAACAUGGAUUUUUAAAAAAUGGACCUCCGAGCCCAGAUACGAUUACGACAACAUAAAAUCAUAAAUGUAAAUUCUGCAAAUAGACACGAAAAGUAUAGAGGAUAAAUAUUUGAGAAUUAAAGUUAGGUAAAUUUUUCAAUAUGCACAAAGAAAAAAAAAUGAAUUAGGCAUAGUAUCUUCUAAAACUUUUCCUAAAUGUUCAUUUGUAAACAAACUUGUUACUAAUACAAUUUUUUUGUCGCGAAUGCAUCAAUAAGUAUAUAAGCCUCAUCGUUUCUGUCGUGCGAACCUGCUUUUUUGAAGUAACGAUAAAUCGUACUCUAUAUUUUAUUCGUUUUAAAUCGUAUUAAAUCCUAAGUUAGCUAAUAGGAUUACUUUGUAACUUGCAUAUAUGCACCUCGCGUGGCUCGCCACUAGCGUUGCGCCGCGCCGCGUCUCUCCCCGGUCUUUUGUCACCGAUGCCAUCUUUCAUUACCUAGGUAUUACCUAUAUACUUAUGUACUUACAUUUACCUAAUACAGAUUAUGCAUUUUUUUCAACUCGUGAAAUACAUUUACCCAACAGUUAUGUAGGUAUUCGGAUCUGGAAAAAAAAAGAAAAAAAAUGGAACAGAAUCAAAAAGUACCUACCUAUGUUGAAAGUUGAAUGCAACUUCGAAUCUCUAUCAAAUAAUUUCAUCGAGUAUACUUUUACGGAAUUGCCCGGUUCUUUAUGCGAUAAUCACGAACACAUUACCUUUUCUUUCGAAAUCCCCUAAUUUUUUUCAGUUUUCCCGAAACAAAACACCCUGACGACAAAAACUACCCUUCUCACUAUUUGUACGCUUGUUCAGUAUAACGAUACCUGAUACCCGAAUAAAUAUAGGCUAUAAAUACAGAUUGAAAUGAAAUUUGUAAUUCUGGAAAGUUGAAAAUUUCUGUCAAGAACUCUGAGCACUUGUCGUAGGUACCCUUCUCUUCUUUUACGUAUCGCACUUCAUGACGAGAUAGUGGGCAAGAGAUAUUCUCGAAUCUGCGCUUAAAAUUAUUUAUAUCAAAAUAUAAAUUUAAAAAGUUAAAAAAAUUCUCCAUCUAAAACAUAUUAAUCUUCUCGAGAAGUAUUUUCCCCCUUCGUUUCGUUUUCGUUCGUACAUACGUUGUUUUUUUGUUUUUUUCAACUACAAAAUACAAUUUUUUUUAUUUGCUAUCGUCGUUGUUUUGUACUAAUAUGUAUUAUCGAUUAAUUAUUGAUGUGUUAUUGAGAAAAUAUUGUCGCUCAGUUCCUAUUAAAUAGUCGAAUUUACAUUAAAAAUACUACAUACUUAAUUCUUAAUUAUUUUAUAAUCGUAUUGAUUUUAAUGUUACGGUUGUAUUAUUUUCAAUUAUUCUUAUAAUUUCCACUGUCCUGCGUAAAUCGUAAACUGUCCAUUUUAAAGAAAGCGUAAAAUGUAACGGCAAAUUAAAUGAAAGAAAAAAAACUACCUAUCGAUUGUAAAAUUGUUUGUUCAUAUACGAUCAGAAUUAUAUUACACGCGUAUAAACUGAACAA